AUGGGGGAGAAAGUUUCCGAGGCGCCCGAGCCGGUGCCCCGCGGCUGCAGCAGCCAAGGCGCCCGGACUCUCGUCCCUCCGGCAGCAGCCGUGUCCUCGGAGGGAGCUUCCUCGGCGGAGUCGUCCUCCGGCUCGGAAACUCUGUCGGAGGAAGGGGAGCCCGGCCGCUUCUCCUGCAGGUCUCAGCCGCCGCGGCCGCCGGGCGGCGCCCUGGGAACCCGGCUGCCCGCCGCGUGGGCUCCCGCGCGCGUGGCGCUGGAGCGUGGAGUUCCUGCCUUGCCGCUGCCGCCUCCCGGAGGAGCGGUACUGCCGGUACCCCGGGUCAGCAGCGCAUCCCAGGAGGAGCAGGACGAGGAGCUUGACCACAUUCUAUCUCCACCACCCAUGCCAUUUCGGAAAUGCAGCAACCCAGAUGUGGCUUGUGGUCUUGGAAAGUCGCUGAAGUAUAAGCGACAGCUGAGUGGGGAUGGGAAGCAGCUGCGGCGAGGGAGCCUGGGAGGAGCCCUUACUGGGAGGUACCUCCUUCCAAACCCGGUGGCAGGACAGGCGUGGCCUGCCUCUGCUGAGACGUCCAACCUCGUGCGCAUGCGCAGCCAGGCACUGGGCCAGUCUGCUCCCUCGCUCACGGCCAGUUUGGUGAGUGUCUUAUACGUGGUCAGAGUUGCCCUGGCCAUUAUGUCAGUGGGAUCUGUCCAGCUGCUUCAACUGUAA
Peromyscus eremicus (cactus mouse) is the source of this 711-nucleotide messenger RNA. Its product is annotated as microtubule-associated serine/threonine-protein kinase 4-like. Bases 1 to 711 code for a protein of 236 amino acids. The record is from RefSeq and is a predicted model, not a curated record. Lineage: Eukaryota; Metazoa; Chordata; Mammalia; Rodentia; Cricetidae. The transcript is spliced from 3 exons.